Molecule: messenger RNA, 456 nt
Organism: Paramuricea clavata
Lineage: Eukaryota; Metazoa; Cnidaria; Anthozoa; Malacalcyonacea; Plexauridae
Source: the annotation of a GenBank genome assembly
AUGGAGCCAAUAUCUGCAGUUGAACAUUUUAAAAAUGCUCCAAAACAUGUUAUUAAAUACUCCACAUAUACCGGUGAUGAUGACUCGACAACUGAAUUAUAUACAAACCAACAAGUUCCUUAUGGUGUUGAGAAGUUCAGUGACAUAAUACACAUUAAACGCUCACUCACAACAAGAUUGUACAACCUGAGCAAGAUGGCACAGAUUAAGGAGUGCUCGACACUGUCAUCCAAAGUUAUUGAAUACCUUGUUAAGUGCUUUUCAAUUGUAUUUGCCCAAAACAAAAGUGAUCUUGAGGCGAUGAAGUCGUCCCUAAAAUGCAUUGUCCCACAUUCCUUUGGUGACCAUGCUAGUUGCAAUGAGUCAUUGAGUCAUGGUGCAGAUAUAAACAAGACCCCACCAACUAUAGACACACAUAUCAACCAUAUGGCAAGGACUUGUAUGGCAAUGCCUUGA